This is a messenger RNA of Agrilus planipennis (emerald ash borer), 1819 nucleotides long. Its product is annotated as phosphatidylinositol 4-phosphate 5-kinase type-1 alpha-like. Gene Ontology annotation, biological process: phosphatidylinositol metabolic process. The transcript is spliced from 11 exons. NCBI's taxonomy places the organism in Eukaryota, Metazoa, Arthropoda, Insecta, Coleoptera, Buprestidae. The record is from RefSeq and is a predicted model, not a curated record. Bases 212 to 1804 code for a protein of 530 amino acids. Gene Ontology annotation, molecular function: phosphatidylinositol kinase activity.
UUAAUUUUACAUUCCUGAAUUUUGACAGUAGUGGGAGUAAAUCUGAAGUUGAAGAAUGAAAACGUCAAAGUUGUACUAAAAUAUCUCUUUUACAAUGUUUAAACUAGUGAAAUUUGUAAACAAAAAUCCGAAGAAGCUUUUAUGUUUACGGGGAAAGCUCAGCAAAGGAAGUUAAUUAAAUAUUUCUUAGGUUUAAGACCAACAUCCCAAAAUGGCUUCUGGUGACACAAUAGAGACUAUUGAAAAUGUGGAAAAUUCUGUGAUAUAUAAUACUCCUAAAGAACACCCUUCUGUGCAAGAAAUUCAUUAUCAGAAAGAUAAAGAUGCUAUUUCAAUUGAAAGAGGAGAUUCAGAUGGUAAACAAAAUGUUCCAAAAUCAGGAACUAAUACAAUACUUAGAACAAAAGCAGAAAGAGAAAAAGAUAGGGAAAGGAAAAUUGGUCACCGAAGGGUGGGAGUGGGGGGUGAAAUCACCUAUAAAAAAAUACAAACAUCUCAAAUUAUGGGAUCUAUACAAUUGGGAAUCCAACAUGCAGUGGGUGGUCUAGCAUCUAAACCUGAGAGAGAUCUUCUUAUGCAAGAUUUUAUGACUGUAGAAACUACAACUUUUCCAAGCGAGGGCUCUAGUCAUACUCCUGCCCAUCAUUACUCAGAAUUCAAAUUUAAAAAUUAUGCUCCCAUUGCAUUUAGGUAUUUUAGGGAACUAUUUGGAAUUCAACCAGAUGAUUUUCUUAUGUCAAUGUGUAGUGCUCCACUAAGGGAAUUAUCAAAUCCAGGUGCCAGUGGUUCAAUAUUUUACUUGACAACUGAUGAUGAGUUUAUUAUAAAGACUGUUCAACAUAAAGAAGGAGAAUUUUUACAAAAAUUAUUAGCAGGUUAUUAUAUGAAUUUAAAUCAAAAUCCUAGGACGUUGCUACCAAAAUUUUUUGGUUUGUACUGUUAUCAGUGUAAUAGUAAAAACGUACGAUUAGUUAUAAUGAAUAAUUUAUUACCUAGCUCUGUUAAAAUGCAUCAAAAGUACGACCUGAAGGGCAGCACAUACAAGCGAAAGGCCUCGAAAACGGAAAGGCAGAAGCGUUCGCCGACAUUUAAAGACUUGGAUUUCAUGGAGCAUCAUCCAGAAGGGAUUCUUAUGGAAGCAGACACUUACAGUGCACUUGUCAAAACUAUACAGAGGGACUGUCGUGUACUGGAAAGCUUCAAAAUAAUGGACUACAGUCUUUUGGUUGGAGUGCACAAUUUGGAUCAAGCUCAAAAAGAAAAACAGCAAGAAAAGAAGGUUGAAGAAGCCCUAGAUCACGAACUUUAUCAGAGAGAGGCAGGAGAAGAUCCUAGUGUUGCCAUGGUUUACGUUGAAAGAGAGAAAGAAAAAGAUGACCGAAUAGGGGCGUCUUCCCUUAAUAGAACGCGAUCGAUUAAUCGUCAAAGGCUUGUAGCCCAUUCGACCGCUAUGGAAAGCAUUCAAGCGGAAUCCGAACCCAUCGACGAAGAGGAAGAUGUACCGCCUGGAGGAAUACCUGCAAGAAAUGCAAAAGGCGAAAGGUUAUUACUUUUUAUCGGUAUCAUAGACAUCUUGCAGAGCUACAGGCUGAAAAAGAAGUUGGAGCACACCAUUAAGUCCAUGAUUCAUGAUGGCGACACCGUUUCAGUUCAUAAUCCAAGUUUUUACGCUUCCCGAUUCCAACAGUUCAUGGCAAACAAAGUUUUUAAGAAGAUACCCUCGCUGGACUUGCCUGAAAUUAAGGGCAACCAUCGCAAGUUUCGAACACUGGUUACCAGCUACAUAGGUAAUAUUGCCAGAUAGAGUGCCAGUUAGUUA